This is a messenger RNA of Corythoichthys intestinalis (scribbled pipefish), 1147 nucleotides long. Its product is annotated as glycine N-acyltransferase-like. Lineage: Eukaryota; Metazoa; Chordata; Actinopteri; Syngnathiformes; Syngnathidae. The record is from RefSeq and is a predicted model, not a curated record. Gene Ontology annotation, cellular component: mitochondrion. Bases 108 to 953 code for a protein of 281 amino acids. The transcript is spliced from 5 exons. Gene Ontology annotation, molecular function: glycine N-acyltransferase activity.
GUGUGCAAAUAUUAAUUUAAGGGUGUUGUCACAUAAGUGAACUUUUAUAAGCACACCUGCAUGCUGAUGCCUAACACUUUCAAACAGAUAGUUAUUACGGUAGGGAAAUGUUUAUCUUGAAGGCAUUCAAGGACCUGACUUUGAUGAAAAAAAUUCUUUACGGAGAACUACCGCAGUCCAUUAAUGUUCUUGGUGGAUUGCUUCAUAUACUGCAAAACAAUGUGUUUCAGAUGAAGAUGUGUGUUGAUUCAUGGCCUACAUUCAGUACUGCCAUCUGUUACCAUCAAAACCAGGAUUUGUGGACUGAGAGUGGUUUUGGGGAUAUUAAUGAAAAGUACAGCAUCUUCUCCAAAAACCAAGACACUCUAAGAAGUCUGCUGGCGGAUGAUAAACUUGUCAAGUGGAGGAACGGAUUUCAAUUUGAAGCUGCAAAUGCUCACAGUCAAAUCAUCCACGAAAUUGCUUCUCUCAAAGGAUUCCACAUUAAGGAACAUGGAGUUUAUCAUUCUUACAUUUACAACAGCCGAGAAAAGUUGGAGUUGCUGGAGAUGUCAUCCAAGCUGUCAACAACUGCCUUGAAUGAGUCCGAUGCUGAGCUUGUUGACAAACAGUUGCCUUAUGGAGGGAGCAAGGAAAGCAUCAAUCUAGUGAGAGCCUAUAUCAAACAUCUGCCAAGCUUUUGUGUGGUGGAUGAGAAAGGGCGUCCAGUGUCUUGGCUGUUGACCGAUGAGUUCAAUGCUGCCAGAAUGGGGUACACCGAACCAAAGUACAGACGGGCUGGUCUCGCUCAGAAUUUGAUGGUUAAAAUGAUCCAACAAAGAACUUCAGAAGGUUUACCCGUGUACGGCCAUGUUCAUGAAGAGAAUUUGGCCAGUAUUGAACUUAUGAAAGGGCUUGGCUUUACCGCCUGUGAAGAGACAGCCAUCAUGGUCUUAUCGAAUAACUGUAUCUGAGCAUUAAACGUCGGGAAAUAAAGAAUAUCUGCUUUAAAACCACAUACUAUAAAAUAAUAAAUAACACUGUGAAGACCUUUCCCAUCUCUUUGUAUGUCCAGGUGAAACAUUCAGUGUUGUUUUUUAGUAAUUGGAUCAUGUUUUUUAAUUCGCUUCAUUGUUUAUCCUUUACUGGGUCAAGAGGAACAGGUGCC